AUGUGGGCAUCUAUGCCGAUCGAUUGCGUGGAAGGAAUUGGCAAGGCACCGGGGUUGGUUAUGGAGUUCGAGGUGCUCGCUUGCCGGACCUCACAGUCCGCCUCGAAGGUCCGUAUCAUCCUGAAGACUUACUUCAACGUUCAGAAUCAUCUGCUCAUUUGUCCAUCUACAGACAUCAUCCAGACAUAUCGCGACAAAGCACCACGAGCCAAAAUCGUCUUCAACACCGCACCAGACAAUGCCUUGCAAGCAAUCCAGAGGCGAUUUCCACUUUCCAGCAACUGCACUGGCCAUCCAGGAACCGAUCUUGGUUUCGAGAUUUACUGCGACAGCUGUGCAUCAUAG
Messenger RNA from Exophiala mesophila, 345 nucleotides. RefSeq lists its product as uncharacterized. The record is from RefSeq and is a predicted model, not a curated record. Lineage: Eukaryota; Fungi; Ascomycota; Eurotiomycetes; Chaetothyriales; Herpotrichiellaceae. The coding region runs from base 1 to 345 and encodes 114 amino acids. The transcript has 2 exons.